ACCUUAAAAACAAAAAAGAAGAAGAAAGCGCAAAAGCAACGAGAGAGGGGAGUGAGAUAGAGAUUAGAGAAUAGAGAAGAAUAGCAAAAUGGGGAACACCUUCUGCUUCUUCUGCGGAUGCAUCCAGCAGUCCAACGUCGGCGUGGUCGAGAAGUGGGGCCGCUUCAGCCGCCUCGCCCAACCUGGCUUCCACUUCUUCAACCCUCUCGCCGGUGAGUGCCUCGCCGGCCUCCUCUCCACCAGGAUCUGCUCCCUUGACGUCCGCGUCGAGACCAAGACCAAGGACAACGUGUUUGUGCAGCUGCUGUGCUCGAUUCAGUACCGUGUUGUGAAGGAGAACGCUGAUGAUGCUUUUUACGAGCUUCAGAACCCUCAGGAACAGAUCCAGGCUUAUGUCUUUGAUGUCACUCGCGCUAUUGUUCCCCGAAUGAACUUGGAUGAACUCUUUGAGCAGAAGGAUCAUGUUGCCAAAGCUGUUCUCGAAGAGCUUGCUAAGGUGAUGGGAGACUAUGGAUUUAGCAUAGAGCACAUACUCAUGGUUGAUAUUAUACCUGAUCCUUCUGUUCGUAAGGCCAUGAAUGAGAUCAAUGCAGCUCAAAGGAUGCAACUAGCUAGUGUGUACAAAGGAGAAGCUGAGAAGGUGCUUCAGGUUAAGAAAGCCGAGGCAGAGGCCGAAUCCAAGUACUUGGGAGGUGUUGGUGUGGCCAGGCAGAGGCAAGCUAUCACAGAUGGCUUGAGAGAGAACAUCUUGAAUUUCUCCCACAAGGUGGAAGGUGCCUCUCCCAAGGAGGUCAUGGAUCUUAUUAUGAUCACUCAGUACUUCGACACCAUCAAAGACCUUGGCAACUCCUCUAAGAACACCACAGUUUUCAUACCCCAUGGCCCUGGCCAUGUUAGGGAUAUUGGUGAUCAGAUACGCAAUGGACUCAUGGAAGCUUCCAGUGCUCAAGUAAAUCUCGACUGAUUUUGCUCGUUACCUUUAUACGGGGUAUGUAUGUAUAGCAUGUGGACCAACUUAAGGAGUAAAUAUAUGGCAAAUAUUGGUACCUCUUGAACGCGUUAGUUAUUUUUAUUCUGAAGUUGGAGGGAGUUUUCAGGUACUCUAAAGUCCUAAACCCAUUUGCUAGAUAACCAAAUAGAAUCGCGUUACAUAAUUUGUUGGUCAUUUCUUGCUUAUUGGUAAAGUAUGAAACGAAUAAAGGCACAAAUGUACAAUACUUGCCGCUUCAUGUUACAGUAGAAUGAAAGAAUCAUAACAUUGUCUGAGAAACUCGAUUGUUCAGUUUUCAGCUUCCAUGAUCUAAUUGAGUUUC
Molecule: messenger RNA, 1313 nt
Organism: Arachis ipaensis
Lineage: Eukaryota; Viridiplantae; Streptophyta; Magnoliopsida; Fabales; Fabaceae
Product: hypersensitive-induced response protein 4
Source: RefSeq, a predicted model, not a curated record